GCUAUUCUUCAAUAAAGAGAAAUUAAAAAAAAAAUCAUCAAUCCCUAUGAUUAUGGUGUUUACAAAGAGAGUGAAAAAAAAAAAGACAAAAUCUAGAUGAAACUAUUUCCAAACUCAAGAAAAAGGACAUUAUUAGACUUGGUGUUAGUUCGUUGGACUAAAGUAUUAGUGUGUGAGUGGUUCCGUCCAACCACAAUACGGUAGAUGACGUCACCGCCGGUCACAAUGCACGGCCAACAUUUUCUCUUUCGUCCCGAAUCCGAUCCUUUACCCUCCAUCCUCACCUUUCUAUCUCUAACUCAUUUCCCCCUCACUUUCACAUUCUCUCUCCACUUUCUUCCGGUCAACCAUAAUAACCACCACCCGACCCGGCCCGAUUUCAAUUCAUGGACCGGCCCGGAAAAACGACGGCGACUCGGCCCCACGCCGGUGGCCGUGAAGAUUGUUGGAGCGAGGGAGCGACCGAGACUCUAAUCGAGGCCUGGGGUGACCGUUACCUGCAGCUGAACCGCGGCAAUCUCCGUCAGAAGGACUGGAAAGAGGUCGCCGAAGCCGUCAACGGCCGGGAUAACGGACUCAAGCCGUACAAGACGGACGUCCAGUGCAAGAACCGAGUCGACACCUUGAAGAAGAAAUACAAGCUCGAGAAGUCUAAGCCUCUUCCCUCGGCUUGGGCCUUCUAUCCGCGCCUCGAUUUCCUCAUCGGUUCUACUAACAAGAAACCUACCACCGUUACCUUAACGAUCAAGUCCGCUAAGCCUACCACUUCAAGGCCUGGCCCAAAGCCCCCGGCCUAUCUCGCUAGAUCGCCGGAUAGUUCGCCGGAGAAUGAUGAUAACGUGGAGGAGGAUGACGGUGAUGGCGGAGGGUUUAACGGGACUAGAGUGGUGAUGAGGAAGCAUCGAAUGGAGGCGGUGGAUUUAUCGGAUGGGGCUGCGUGUAGGGAAUUGGCCCGGGCGAUUUUGAAAUUCGGGGAGAUUUACGAGAGGAUCGAGAGCUCGAAACAGCAGAAGAUGAUGGAGCUGGAGAAGGAGAGAAUGGAGUUUGCUAAGGAGCUCGAAUCACAGAGGCUGAACAUGUUCAUGGACGCUCAAUUAGAGCUAGAGAAGAUGAAACGAGCCAAGUACGCCCCUGGUUCCGAUAUAUGCGAACUCGACAGGAUACGAUUCCAUCUUUAAAUGGAGAAACAGAGCACAGUGUUUUUUUAUCCAAAGACUUGGAAGUACAGCUAUUCCGAUCAGCUUUAUAAAAGGCAAAGUUGGAUCAAGUAACUUGGAAUAACUCACAUUAUCCUAAUAUUUACUUCUCCCGCAGUUAUUAUUGGACAAUUUUAGGCCUUCCAUUAUUUAAAGUGGGUUGUUAUGGUUGAGUUCUCAUAGGAUAACCCCAUUUGUAAUGGUGAAGAAAAUCCAUUUUCUUCACUUCAAAUGAUGUAAUCAAACUAGUUCUGGAUAUUAUCGGCUUACAUAAAAAAGAAAAAAGCUCUGUUAUGUUA
Molecule: messenger RNA, 1495 nt
Organism: Humulus lupulus (European hop)
Lineage: Eukaryota; Viridiplantae; Streptophyta; Magnoliopsida; Rosales; Cannabaceae
Product: trihelix transcription factor ENAP1-like
Exons: 2
Coding region: 387-1178 (263 amino acids)
Cellular component (GO): nucleus
Molecular function (GO): transcription cis-regulatory region binding
Source: RefSeq, a predicted model, not a curated record